AUGGCACCGCUUGGAAUCAAAAGCAAGACACUCUCCAGCUUCUUUAACAGAGUCAAGGUUCUGAGUGAAAACUUCAAGUCAUCCUCUGUUCAGAACACUAUUCAGGACCUCAUACAGGAGGUGGAUGACAUGCUGGAGACCCCUGGAGACCUGCGAACCCUGCCCCGAUCAGAGCAGCGUUUUGUGGGCUCUAACCUGCUCUUUGGCCUGGAGGAUGUGCUAAGAGGGCUGAGUAAGGCCCUGCACAAUGGGUCAUUGACCUUCAGUUCAUCUUCAGGCACAGACCUGUCCCUGGAGGUGUUGGAGGAAGGAAACAGGAAUAUCACCUUGAUUCAGAAUCAGAUAAAGAUGAUGCUGACCUGGGAUACAGUGCAUGAAUCUAAUGACUCAGGCCCUGUUGUGGCGGGCCUUGUCUCCACACCAGGGAUGGGAAAGUUGCUGGAAGAAGUCCCCCUGGCCCUGGAUGAGACACACAAGGGUUUGCUGCAGGAACUCCCCUCCGUCCUGUUGUCAGAUGUCAUCUCCGCCUUUAUCAGCAACAAUAAUACCCAGAACCUCAGCUCCCCAGUCACCUCUGUUUUCCAACAUUCAGUGAUCCCUGGGCCAAGGCAGAAAGUGUUCUGUGUCUCCUGGGAGCGUGGCCAGAAUGGAAAUGGUCAUUGGGCCACCAAAGGCUGCAGGACGGUGGGCACCAGAGACAACAGCACCACCUGCCAAUGCACCCACCUCAGCGCCUUUGCCGUCCUCACGGCCCACUACUCAGUGCAGGAGGAGGAUCCUGCGCUGGCUGUGAUCACCUACGUGGGACUGAGCCUCUCUCUGCUGUGCCUCCUCCUGGCGACCCUCACCUUCCUGCUGUGCAAAGCCAUCCGGAACACCAGUACCUCGCUCCACCUGAUGCAGCUCUCGAUCUGCCUCUUCCUGGCCCACCUGCUCUUCCUCACAGCCAUCGACCAAACCCAGCCCGAGGUGCUGUGCGCCAUCAUAGCCGGCGCCUUACACUAUCUCUACCUGGCCGCCUUCACCUGGACGCUGGAGGGCCUGCACCUCUUCCUCACUGCACGCAACCUGACGGUGGUCAACUACUCCGGUGUGAACAGAUUCAUGAAGUGGUUGAUGUUCCAUGUGGGCUAUGGAGUCCUGGCUGUGAUUGUGGCCAUUUCUGCAGCAUCCAGACCUCAUCUAUAUGGAACACCCACCCGAUGCUGGCUCCAGACAGACAAAGGGUUUAUAUGGAGCUUUCUUGGCCCCGUCUGCACCAUCUUCUCUAUUAAUCUAGCUAUCUUCCUGGUAACCUUCUGGAUUGUGAAAAACAAGCUCUCCUCACUCAGCAGUGAUGUGUCCACUCUCCAGAACACUAGGAUGCUGACAUUUAAAGCAACAGCUCAGCUCUUCAUCUUGGGCUGCCCAUGGUGUCUGGGAAUCCUGCAGGUGGGACCAGCUGCCCACAUCAUGGCCUACCUCUUCACCAUCCUCAACAACCUGCAGGGGGUCUCCAUCUUCCUGGUGUACUGCCUCCUCAGCCAGCAGGUCCGAGAGCAAUACAGGAAGUGGUUCAAAGGGAUCGAGAAAACCAAAGAUGAGUCUGAGGUGUACACACUCUCCAGCAAGACCAUGUCUGAUCUCUCUAAACACAGUGUGGGAGCCACAGCUCUCACCCAGUGUGAGGGCCAUGAUGCUGUGGGUGGAGAUGGAACCAUACGAUAG
Molecule: messenger RNA, 1707 nt
Organism: Vicugna pacos (alpaca)
Lineage: Eukaryota; Metazoa; Chordata; Mammalia; Artiodactyla; Camelidae
Source: RefSeq, a predicted model, not a curated record